This is a messenger RNA of Opisthorchis viverrini, 447 nucleotides long. RefSeq lists its product as hypothetical. Lineage: Eukaryota; Metazoa; Platyhelminthes; Trematoda; Opisthorchiida; Opisthorchiidae. The record is from RefSeq and is a predicted model, not a curated record. The transcript has 4 exons. Bases 1 to 447 code for a protein of 148 amino acids.
AUGUGGGAAUCAGUCGAGCUGACACGUGUACAUCCUUGGCUCUCCCGUGAUGCGCGUUCCCAAAUGCUGACGAUAAAAUUUAAAAAAAAUCAUCCAGCUGUAGCACCCUUUCGGUGCCUAGCUGCCAUGCCACACGAAGGAGGCACGAGGACUGGGAUACUGCCAGGUCGCCCAAGCCUAGACAGAGGAAUAAAUUCGCUCUCUAACCACUUGGGCCAUCUCACCCCUGCUGACGAAGCUUUUGAGGUAUCUGGAUUCCAUAAACGAACCCUGGAUAGUACUCACUUUCUCGCAUACUUUAAGUGCCUAGUGCCAGAAAAAAGACUGACAGAACGGAACACAACAGCUAUAUUCCGAACAAGUGAGUGCGAGAGCGUGAGAGCGUGUGAGUGCGAGAAUACAACGGUCUCAAGCUAUUUAUUGGAGGGACACUUAGUCCGAUGCUGA